Messenger RNA from Oncorhynchus tshawytscha (Chinook salmon), 2352 nucleotides. RefSeq names its product minichromosome maintenance 9 homologous recombination repair factor. Lineage: Eukaryota; Metazoa; Chordata; Actinopteri; Salmoniformes; Salmonidae. Gene Ontology annotation, cellular component: nucleus; MCM complex. Gene Ontology annotation, molecular function: single-stranded DNA helicase activity; ATP binding; single-stranded DNA binding. Gene Ontology annotation, biological process: double-strand break repair via homologous recombination. The record is from RefSeq and is a predicted model, not a curated record.
AUGUCUCUGCAGCCACCAAUCCAUGAUGUUGAUAAACCUGAGCUGGUAGCUCUGAUAGGGCAAGUGUUUGAGGCGUAUGUAACAGAGCACCACACGACUGACAUCAUGCAGAUCCUUCUGGCGCUUGAUGAAGAUGCCCACUACUCGGUGGUCAGCAACACCAUGACACUAUUCGAAGCCAACAUGGAGGUGGGAGACUACUUUAACGCCUACCCCAGCGGGGUCAACAUCUUCAACAACGCCCUUCACAGAGCCGCCAAGACGGUGUCAGUGAACUCAACACAGCAAGGCUGGCACAAGGUCAAACACCACCUGCAUGCCCGAAUCACAGAUCUUCCUCUGUGUCCAGAGCUCACCAGGGAGAACAUCCCCAAGUCUCGGAACGCGGGUCACUUCCUGUUCGUAACAGACACGGUCAUCCGCACCAGUGUGACCAAGGUCCUGGAGUACAAGGGACUAAAUGUGUGCCGUCAUGUGCUCUCCCUGCAAACCGACUUGCCCACCUACUGCCGGAUGGAGCUCCCACCUACUGCCGGAUGGAGCUCCCACCUACUGCCGGAUGGAGCUCCCACCUACUGCCGGAUGGAGCUCCCACCUACUGCCGGAUGGAGCUCCCACCUACUGCCGGAUGGAGCUCCCACCUACUGCCCCAACCAGGACCUCUGCAACUCCAAGUUCACCUGCCACCAAGUUCAGGCUGUCUGUGGGCAGUAUUCCAUGGUGGUCAUUCUAGAGGAUGAUCUGGUGGACAGCUGUAAAUCAGGUAACACUGAUGAUGUCACAGUGCAUGGAGUAGUUUGUCAGCGAUGGAAGCCCCUGUAUGAGGGCGCACAUUGUGAACUGGAUCUAGUGUUGAAAGCCAACUUUAUUGAAGUGAACAAUGAGCAGACCAUGGCAGCUCUGGUCCUAGAGGACAUGCAGAAGGAGUUUGACUAGCUCUGGGACAAUUGCAAACAUGACCCUAUAGCUGGCAGGAAGUAGAUUCUCAUGAGUCUGUGCCCACAGGUGUUUUGGAUGUACGUAGUUAAGUUAUCUGUUGCUAUGGUGUUAGCCGGUGGGGUGCAAAGCAUAGAUCCCUAUGGAACAAAGGUAAGAGGCGAGUCUCAUCUUCUGCAGGGAAAGUUUCUGAAGUACGCUGCUAAAAUCACUCCCCUCUCAGUCCUCACUGCUGGGAUCUUCUCUCCUUCCGCAGGUCUCACGGUGGCAGCCGUGAAGGACUCUUGGGAGUGGCAUCUAGAGGCAGGAGCCCUGUUGUUCAACAGCAUCAAAGAGCACGACCGCACCAGUAUCCACGGAACCAUGGAGAAGCAGACCAUCACUGUGGCCAAGGCCAGCAUUGUGUGUAAACUGAACACCGGGACAACCAUCUUGGCAGCAUCCAACCCUAAGGGCCAGGAGGACUCCAACGUGCCUGUGUCGGUCAACGUGGCCCUAGCCAGAUCCCUGCUCAGUCGUUUUGACCUGGUCCUGGUCCUACUGGAUGUUAGAGAUAAUGAAUACGACCCUGAUAAUAAUAACGCCUUCCUCUGCCCUCCAGGAGCUCCCAGCCAGUCAUAGGAGUCUCUGUGGUGCAUGGAGAAGAUGAAGGCCUAUUUCUGCCCUACCAAGGGGCUGCAGCCGCGGGUGUCUGAGGAGGCCAACUCCAUUCUGUCCAGAGGCUACCAGUUGCAGAAGCAAAGUGACAGCAGGAACGCAGCCCACACCACCGACCGCAUGCUGGAGAGCCUCAGCCGCCUCGCAGAGACACGUGCCAGGUUGAUGUUCCAUGUGGAGGAUGCUGUUGUCGAGGUCUCUGUCACGGAGUGCACUACGCAGCUAGGAAACUCCUUAGGGGGCACUCUCCUGGGAGAUAGAAAUGCUCUGCACAUGUCAUUUCCUGACAACCCCAGUCAGCAGUACCGGACACAGUGUCAGUUCGUUCUGGAGGGACUCCAGCUCCUACACAUCCUCAACAAGGAGAUGGACAGGCUCUCAAGGCCCGAAACCUGCCAUCUAGACCAUCUAGAGCAGGCCUUCUCCACAGACUCCCUGCCCUCCCACAGCACACCUCCAGCAGGGAAGAAAUGCAACUCAAAGAAGAACUAUGUCCCUUGUAACCUUCCGUCUGGAGACCAAGACCCCUCUGAUACUAGAAAGACUGAACAGAAAAGGGAGAGUGAGAAACAGUGUUACAAAGACAGGCCAGCAGAGGGCAGCAGUGCAGCUAAGAAGUCGAGACUAAGGGUUCAGUCUGACGAUAAAUACUUUUUCACUGAGGUGUCAUGUGACCUGAGCCCAGAGGUCCCAGGGCAGAGGGUGGUAGUGGUAGUGGGGGGGAUCAUGGGACAGAGCAGAAACGCCAGCAGCUGCUGA